AAAAAAUAAAUAGACUUCCAGCUGAGAGCUGCGUGUAAUUUGGCUGACUUGGUAACCCGAGGCGGGAAGAAUCGAAGAGCGGAGUAUAGCACUUGACCCAUUUUAAACUCAAAUAAAGCCCUCUUCCUGCACCUCCAUUUUCAGCUUCUACCACAAGCUUUGUUCUUUCUGCCUCUGCAAUGGCUCGAAACCGGGAAGGAUUGGUAUUGUUACUCGAUGUUGGUCCAUCAAUGCACAGAGUUCUUCCUGAGGUUCAAAAAAUUUGUUCCAUGCUCAUACAGAAAAAGCUAAUUUACAGAAAAUUUGAUGAAGUUGGAAUUGUCAUAUUUGGAGCUGAAGACACUGACAAUGAGCUCACAAUAGAAGUUGGUGGAUAUGAGCAUGUUGUGGUUUUGCGAAAUAUCAAGGUUGUUGAUGGAGAUAUUGUUGAAGCAUUACAAGAACUUCCACGAGGAACUGUUGCUGGCGAUUAUCUUGAUGCUGUUGUUGUUGGUAUGGAUAUGCUGAUUAAAAAGUAUCAAUUAACAAACAAAGGAAAAAAACGUAUCUGUCUUAUAACAGAUGCACAGAAUCCUAUUAAAGAUCCAUACAAAGGAACCAAAGAUGAUCAAGUGAGCACUAUUGCUGUUCAAAUGGCUGCACAUGGAGUGAGGAUGGAGACCAUCAUUGUAAGGGGAAGAUUGGGUGAGGAUAUAGAUCAGAGAAUAGUCGAUGAGAAUGACCAUCUCUUGCAUCUAUUUUCAGAGAAAACAUCCGCUAAGACUGUGUAUGUUGAGAGUCCAACCUCAUUGUUAGGUGCACUUAGAACUCGAGAUAUAUCACCAGUUACAAUUUUCAGGGGUGACCUUGAAAUCAGUCCCAAGUUGAAGAUUAAGGUAUGGGUCUACAAGAAAACCUCGGAGGAGAAGUUUCCCACUCUGAAGAAAUAUUCUGAUAAAGCACCUCCAACUGAUAAAUAUGCCACACAUGAAGUCAAAGUAGAUUAUGAGUACAAAAGUGUUGAAGAUCCUAGUAAGGUUAUACCGCCAAACCAAAGAAUUAAGGGUUAUCGAUAUGGACCACAAGUGGUUCCUAUAUCAUCAGUUGAGUGGGAUGCUUUCAAGUUCAAGCCAGAAAAGAGUGUGAAGCUUCUUGGUUUUACUAAUGCUUCAAACAUAUUGCGACACUAUUACAUGAAAGAUGUCAACAUCUUUAUAGCUGAACCUGGCAAUGCGAGGGCUGCAAUUGCUGUUUCUGCCUUAGCAAGAGCAAUGAAGGAAUUGAAUAAGGUUGCAAUUGUGCGAUGUGUUUGGAGACAAGGACAGGGAAGUGUUGUUUUGGGGGUUUUGACACCCAACCUAUCUGAGAAAGACAAGACUCCUGAUUCAUUUUGCUUCAAUGUGCUUCCUUUUGCUGAGGAUGUCCGAGAAUUUCAGUUCCCUUCUUUCAGCAAUUUUCCCGCCUCAUGGCAGCCGAGUGAACAACAGCAACAGGCAGCAGACAACCUGGUAAUGAUGCUUGACCUGGCACCACCUGGAAAAGAGGAAGCUCUUCUUCCUGAGUUCACGCCAAAUCCUAUUCUGGAGCGCUUUUAUCAUCAUCUUGAGUUAAAAUCAAAGCAACCAGAUGCAGCUGUACCUCCACUAGACAGAACACUCAAGAAGAUAACUGAACCUGAUCCACAACUUUUUUCUGAAAGCAAAUCUGUUGUUGAAGCAUUCUGUAAAAGCUUUGAAGUUAAGGAGAAUCCAAAGCUUAAAAAAUCAACCAGGCGACUAUUGCAAGAGAAGCCUUCUGGCUCAGAUGAUGAAGGGGGUUAUGGAGACACGUCAAAUGCUCUAGCCAUCAAGUCUGAUGAAAGCCAACUCUUAGCUAAGGCUGAUAAAAUUGGGGAUUUAACUCCUGUCCAAGAUUUUGAAGCCAUGAUGUCCCGCAGAGAUAACCCAGAUUGGGUUGCUAAAGCAAUUAAGGAUAUGGAAAAUAAAAUAUGCAACAUGGUGGAGAAUUGCAAAGGAGGGGAUAAUUAUUGUAAAGCACUGGAAUGUUUGGUUGCCCUUCGCAAGGGUUGCAUCCUUGAGCAGCUUCUUCCUAUGGCAGGAACCAAAACAAUUCAACGAUUUCCUUCACCAUCUUUUCAGACUCUGCCAGGAGAAAAAGCUUGGCAAUUUCUGGGAAUUUCUUGCAUCAAAAGAGCUCACAUUGAUUUCCACAUCAGAAGCCAUAGACAGUGAGGUUACGGAAGAUGAAGCUAAAAACUUUCUGGUUAAAAAGUUGCCGAAACUCGAGUGAAAACAUGAGUUCCUGGUGUCAGCCUUGAAAUCCUGUGGCCAUUUAGCGAACGAUGGAAAUUAUAAAUCAUAUGUACAUAUAGCAGACUCCUUCAUUUUGGUAAUGCUUCGAUGUAUAUGUAAAAUCGAAUUUGUUUCAGUCAUGGAAGGCUUUGCUUAGAAAUGAAAAGAAUCAGUUGGUUAUUUUGAAAGUAAAGCGGCACCACUGGUUGGUCUUUUUAGGA
Hevea brasiliensis (rubber tree) is the source of this 2491-nucleotide messenger RNA. RefSeq names its product ATP-dependent DNA helicase 2 subunit KU80. The coding region runs from base 180 to 2210 and encodes 676 amino acids. The record is from RefSeq and is a predicted model, not a curated record. The transcript has 12 exons. Gene Ontology annotation, cellular component: nucleus; Ku70:Ku80 complex. Gene Ontology annotation, biological process: double-strand break repair via nonhomologous end joining; telomere maintenance; cellular response to gamma radiation. Lineage: Eukaryota; Viridiplantae; Streptophyta; Magnoliopsida; Malpighiales; Euphorbiaceae. Gene Ontology annotation, molecular function: damaged DNA binding; DNA helicase activity; telomeric repeat DNA binding.